GCCCCCUCUCAGGGGAAAUAAAGCACAUGUUUCUCCUCUUCAAAAACGAUCAAAAUGGCAUUAAAUCCUCUUUGGUGCAGAAACAAUCUUCUGUUCUUUGUGUUGAUGUCUGUAGGUUUUGGAAAGUCAGCUGACACUCUGUUUAAACUGAAAUGUGAGUCUGCAGUAGGAGUCAUCAGUCAGAACACAAACAUCCCGUGCAGCAUCGAGUCUCAGAAAAAGCCUGUUUCUAUUAACACAGUGGUUUUAAAGCGGCUUGAAGAGGAAAAACCCUGUUUCAUAUACCAACCACACGAGAACACAAUCGCAGGAGACCCACGAUUUAAAGUUCUAGGUGGUUCAUCAUUACAGCUUCAGAACACUGCCAUCUCAGAUGAAGGUGAAUAUGAAUAUGACAUCAGGACCAGCCUGGGUGAAGAUCUAAUAAAAUUCACAAUCAGUGUCACAGCGAAGUACAACAACCCGGUCAUAAAGAUCGAGGAGAAUGGACGAGCUGAGCUGCACUGUACUGCCAGUGGUGGAUACCCGGCAGGAACCCUCCACUGGUUUGAUCAAAGCAACACAAACUGGACAAAAAGCGCAUCACUGGACAUCACACGGGGAGACGACGGUCUCCACACUCUGUCCAGCACACUGAGAUUUGAGAGCUUCGACACUCUCUGGGCUCCUUUUAAGUGCAUCGUCCUCAACAACAAAUAUCAAGAAGAAGGAAGGAGCAGCUUCAUCCUGGAGAGAAAAGGUUAUUAUUGUCUCGUCAAUGUUUAACUGUAGAUUCUGGAGAAUGUGACAUUUGGACCCAUUCUGGUCCUGCUCCAGUUUUCUCUGUACAGGCUUCACCUCGAGUUUCUUCUGUAUAUACACUGAUCAGGUAUAACAUUACGACCACCUGAAACCUCGCCCAUUUUUUCGGCUUCUAACAUCAACUUUGAGGAGAAAAUGUUGCCUAAUAAAUAAAUCCACUCAAUAACAGGUGCCAUGAUGAAGAUCAUCAGUGUUCUUCACUUCAUUACUCUGAAUGUUA
Silurus meridionalis is the source of this 1021-nucleotide messenger RNA. RefSeq lists its product as uncharacterized. The transcript is spliced from 3 exons. Gene Ontology annotation, biological process: negative regulation of T cell proliferation; T cell costimulation; immune response. Lineage: Eukaryota; Metazoa; Chordata; Actinopteri; Siluriformes; Siluridae. Gene Ontology annotation, cellular component: external side of plasma membrane. The record is from RefSeq and is a predicted model, not a curated record. The coding region runs from base 55 to 765 and encodes 236 amino acids.